Molecule: messenger RNA, 2298 nt
Organism: Rodentolepis nana
Lineage: Eukaryota; Metazoa; Platyhelminthes; Cestoda; Cyclophyllidea; Hymenolepididae
Source: the annotation of a GenBank genome assembly
UUGAACUUCUUAGUAUGCUAUUGCGGCCGUCAAGACGAAGUGGUACGUUGUGGCAGCGCCAAAGCCAAACGCUACAAUCUCUCCGAACUCCAAGCUCCUUACGACGGUGACUUGGAGCUCUGUGACGUGGAAAUGUUCUUUGAAGGGACUGCUGAAGAGAAGGCGACCCUAUUGUCAGCUCCAGACGGAUCUUUAACAGCGCUCUUUGUAGGCACUGUGUUCAGUUGCGAGCAGAGAUGUGAUAGACCACUGGAUUGUGAGCACCACUUCUGUACAGAUGUUUGUCAUCCCGGCGAGUGCAAAUCGUGUCCACUUCUGCCGCAGAAUUGUGUAACGUGUCCUUGUGGGAGAGUACCUCUUUCGAAAUUGUGUCUUCGGUACCUUGGUAUUGGCGCGUGCAAGGUUAUGAAUGGUGAUAUUCACGGCAAUCGUCAGUCAUGCACUGACCCCAUCCCCGUUUGCCCCAACACCUGUGAUCGUCCGAACCCCAUUUGUGGUCACCCCUGUCCCGAGAAGUGCCACCAAGGUCCUGAGUGCCCACCCUGCAAACUCACCACCCAAAUCAACUGCCGUUGUGGAAAGUCCUCCAAAGAGAUUCCCUGCUAUCAAUAUGCUCUGGCUGUCAAGAAUGAUCCUUGUGAGUUGCCCGCUUCAUUGUCCCAUUUCCUCCCGGCCAUUUGUCUACAUCCUUCUACUUCCAAACAACUACAGCUGAUAUUUUUAAUUACGCAUAUAGGAUAUGAAUAUAUUAAUACACGCUUGUUUGUUUCAGCCUCGAUCCAAUUCCUGUGCAAUAGAGUUUGCGCAAAGAAAAAGACUUGCGGGCGUCAUAAGUGCAAUCGGAAAUGUUGCGAUAUGGUGAUACAUUCCUGCCAAGAGAUCUGUGGUCGAACUCUAUCCUGUGGGAAGCACACUUGUGAGGACCGAUGCCAUUGUGGUCCUUGUGGAUCCUGUUGGCGUGGUGUAAUCUACGAGGAAAUCUACUGUCACUGUGGAUACACCUGCCUGAAUCCACCACAACCUUGUGGAACCAAACCUCCUGAUUGCGAUAGACCCUGCACUCGACAGCACGCUUGCACGCACGAGGUUCGACACAACUGUCACUCCGAUCCUGAGUGUCCAAAGUGUACGGAACUGACAGUGAAACGAUGCAUUGGAGAUCAUACGUGGAUGUACAACGUGCCCUGUUUCAUUACUGUAAUUACAUGUGGCAACAUCUGCGACAAACCGAUUACUGGUUGUUCACACCGUUGUCAACGCCAAUGCCACGCUGGUAGCUGUCUUUCUGAUACCCAAAAGUGUACUCAACCCUGCUCUAAACCCCGACCAAGCUGUGGCCACCCCUGCGGUCAACCUUGCCAUGAGGUCAAGGGUAUUACCUGCGAGGUAGCCUAUCGAAAUUCAAAGUGCCAAGUUCUCAUCGCGCUCCAAUGCUCCUGUGGUUUUCGUAAGGAAGAACAACGCUGUUGUCAAGUGAAGGGUCUCGUUGGAAGUUUGAGUCAGAAAGAUCCCAACUUCCUUCUUCGUCCACCCACUAUUCCAGGUCUUCCAUUUGGGCUCCCCACAAAUGAAAUCCUUCCAUGCGAUAACUCCUGUGCAAUGGCUAAGAGGUUGGCAGAGGGCAAAAGCAAAGGGGAAGCAGAGGAGACAGGCCCUAAAAUGUGGCCUCGCGGAGGUCAUGCUAUUGAUGAGAUGCAGCUGUCUGCAUUCCCCCCACCUGAAUAUCCCGAUAAUCUCAAGCAAUACGCUUCAAAUAACAGCACAUUUGCCAAUACCGUGGAAGAAGUGUUCUGCGAUAUUGUGCAGGAGGUGAAUUCCAUUCUUACUUCCCUUUCUCCAAUUUGCAAAAACUCAUUCUUACCUAAUUUCAUUUUAAAGGCCUUAGACUCCCUGAAGCCUAACGAACGUGGUAUAAUUGUGCCUGGGAAAGUGAUAACGCACAACUUUAACCCAAUGCAAAAGGAUAAACGUUGGUUUAUCAAGGAACUAGCCGAGUUUUACGGCAUUCAGUGUGUUGAAAUGGACCCGAAGCCAAAUACCUUUGUGCAAGCGAUGGCCAAAUCCGGUUGGGCAAAGUUUCCGGGAGGGACUUCGAAGCACAAUUGUGUCACUUUGUCGAAGCAAAUUGAAGCUUCCUUUGUGGGUACAGUUAAGCUGAAUCCUAAUGUACAGAAACCGGUGCACGCUUCGCAAAAACCAGCUUCUCUACGCUGCGAUAACACGAGCACCUCUUCAACCUCGACACGCCGUCUUUUAGCCUUCAACGCAAUCGCAUCUGAAGCUUCAAAAACAAAUUAG